AUGUACUUCUUUCAGUCCUUCCGCAACUCGCUUCUACCAAAGCAGUUGCUUCGCUUCGUCUUGGCACGCCUAGACCUCCUCGACUCCCAGGCACUUGACCUAGACAACCUCAACUUUGCUAUUGGCCGAAAUACUGUUCUAGAGUUUCGUGAUGUUGGACUGAUUCUAUCCAAACUCGAAGCACUCGCGAAACUUCCCCCAACUUUCAAGAUCCAAAAAGCCAAAGUCCUCCUACUUCGCAUCACAAUACCGGUCGAUGUCUACAACAGUCCAAUAAUAGUCGAGGUUGAAGGUGUUGAUGCCAGGGUACGCGUGGCGUCCAAGCAAGAGCAGGAUGAACAAACACCCAAAAACGGCGAGGAAGUUGUGCCAACUGCUGCCGACCUAGCACAGUUUUUUCUGCAGACAGCAGUUCCGACCGACGAGCAGAGGCGGCUGGAGAAGGCCCUUGCCGAGGAGGCCCAGGAGGCCUUAUCAGAGUCCAUGACCGACUCCGAAACCGAUGACGAUGGCUCCUUUGCUACCUUUGGCACCGGUCAGGGCUUGUCGUUACCAACCUUCUUGACCAACUUUCUGCAGGGUAUCCUGGACAGGGUCCAGAUCCGAAUUCACAAGGUCACCUUCCAACUCGACAUGCAAGUACCCGUCGAGCCGGGUCUCUCGACAACAGAACUCGUUACUUUCCAGCUGGCGUUGGACCAAGUCAUUGCGGAAGGAGUCACGGCGCCUGGACAACAACAACGAGAUAGCUCUCCCGCGAUAGUACCAAGGGAGGGCAAGCGUCAUAUCCUCCUGGACAAUCUCCGGGCAUUUCUAAUCACAGAAGCGAACGUAUUCUCUUCUCUGCUACCGACCCAGUCAGCACAGUCCUUGGUGAAAUCGCAGGGAUCAGCACCUCAUGAUGUACCGUCAACACUUGGUGACAUGUCGGGUUCGAUGCAGUCAUCAGUGGGGGGACUAGAUAUGAGCAUAAGCCCAGAUCAGGUGGAAGCCUUGGAUAUGCUUGCACAGAGCCAGUACUCAGUACGAGAUAGCGAAGAUGCUCUGAAUAUCCCGUAUGAGGACGACAUUCAGCAUCCAGAGGGCCAAGAGAAUGUUGAUGGAUCUUCGCCUCUCUCAACACCGAGGGCCUCGAUUUACCAAGAACAUGACACGCCGAUACUCCAGGACCAUGCCAACUCGGCUGUCAUGCAACAUCAACCGGAACUUUGGUCGUCCUACGAGCGGGGGAUUCGAUCAGAACCUUCUCUUUGUCCUCCAACAAGUUUUCAACCUCCGAAUAUGCCCUCUGGUGCUGUGUCUCCGGCUUCCUCUGAGCCUCUUUCGUCUGCCAGUUCAGUACGGUCGGACGAUGAUCUGCCAAGCGCUGACGUAGAGGACCUCGCACAGUCACAUCUCUACAGCCAUGAGGAGGCUGAGAGCAUGUACAUGAGCGCCUUUUCCGAUGCUCGUUCGACGAUGAUGCCAGGAGGCAAUAUGCCAGGAGGUUGGGACUCUGAAUCUUCAGGGGGCGACGAGUCAGCCACUGAGCGAGACUCCUCAACCACCCAUCCUCCUCCGGUUGCAGGCGAACCCCAAUCAUCCCCCAGCGUUGACUCCGAACUGGCUGGCCUCCAACCUACACCCGAAUCGACCCAAGGUGACGAGCCACAUCACGAAGAUGCUUCCACACCACGCGGGAUUACGAGGAUGGUCAAGGAGAUCGUAUCAUUGGACUCGAUAUCCGUCUACGUUCCUUCCACGAGAAAGCAGGUUCCGGUACCAGUCACCAACCUUGCCAAGUCGAAUCCUAACCUUCCAGGAGCGUUUUCGGUUUACCAGUCAUUUCACAGUAGUACUACGGAUCAGUUAAAGCUGCUAACUCCGGAAGACCCAGAAGAAGAAGAUCGCCGCGAUGAGAGCAUCGAAGUCGUUCUCAAGCCUCUGACAUUGCGGUUCGAUUCGUCAGUGGGAUUCCUGCUCGCUAUGGUUGUUACACGGCUGCUGGAAGCAUUUCAAGGAUCUUCAGAGGAGGCUACAAAGGCAGAACCAUCGAAGGAUGAUUCGGGUAUACCUGACAUCAAGGUUAUUUUGGAGCAGGUUACGGUACAGUUUCUGGAGAAGCUGGCUGGUGUGGCCGAUUCCGCGAAGAGGAUAUACGAGACACAAAAACCCGAUUUCGGUUCGGAUGUCCUCCUUGAGGCCAGUCUUACGAACUUCAAUGCCUCUGCGCAGAAGUCCGGAUCGCAAACUGAAGUAAAUGUCGGCAUCGAGAAGUUCACGUUCGGUUAUGCCGAUGAGGCCAUCAUCUCGUUUACUGGCGAGGCUGAUCUGUUCCAGUCCACAGCAACUGUUGAUAUGCUAUCUGCUGGGAAGGACAUCGCAGUCAGGGCCACCAUUACAUCCGAUGUGACUCGGGUUGAUGUCAAGACACUACCUCUUUACAUGAAGCUCGAUUUACAGAGGCUAGACGAGACUUUCAGCUGGUUUGGAGGACUCAGCAGCUUCCUUAACAUGGGAUCGUCAGAGGACUCGGUAGCGAAGGCCGUACAAAAACCAGCGAAACCCCCACAAAAGACUCGCGGCGUACGAUUCGAAGCCCCAAUUGAUCCUAUGGAGAAGCGGUCAGGGAGCAAGAUUGAUGUGCGCAUCAAUGGCGUGCACGUGGACGUGAUCGGCAACGACUGCAGCGCAGUCUUAAACACGAGCGCUCUCAAGCUAGUACACCGCGAAGAAGCAAUCGCCGCUGUGCUCAAAACGAUCAGGCUCUCCGGGCCCCACGUGAGGAAUUCCCAUGCUAAGGCGCCAGUCGUACUAGAGUUGGAUAGUACAAGGCUGGACUACAUCGUGACGCCUCGGACCAGGGAUCUCGAACGGCUUCUUGAGCUUAUUACUCCCUCAAAGGUCAAGUUCGAUGAAGACGAAGAUGAGAUUAUGGUGGAUACCCUGCUAAGGCAGAGGAGGAAGGGGGCAGUUCUUGGGUUGGAUGUUAAGAAUGUUAAAGUGAGGGCGGGCAACUUGGCUCUGCUUGAUUGUAUCCCGAGUUUGGUGGAGGAUCUUGCCAAGCUGGGGACGGUCGCAAAGUAUCUGCCCGAGGAUGACAGGCCUGGGCUGCUUACGCUUGGGCAAGUCACAAACGUGGAUUGUGAAGUUGAUGUUGGAGGCAGGUUUGGAGUUGUUAACGCGCGUUUGACAAACCUUGAGCUCGCCCAGAUCACGGUACCGUCGUUGGUGGCUGUCGCAGCAGGCGGUAUUACGGUCAACCGGAACGAGAAAACCCCGAUCGAGGAGGAGCUGGUUAGCACGUCCACCGCCCAUGCUCCGGGUACCUCGAAGGCGCCUGUCCUGAUGAUGCGCAUGAUUGACGAUAUCGAACCGGUGUUAAAGAUCAAGCUGUUCGGGCUGAACGUGGAUUACCGAGUACCGACAAUCAUGGAUGUGCUUGGGCUUGUUCAGGAAGACACCACUCCGGAGGAAUUUGAGGCCAACUUGGCUGCCUCUGUUGCGAACCUGGGAGGUCAGGCGACUGCUGCGCUGAGGAGACAGGAUACGCCAGAGAGCCCUGUGGUGGAAAAGGAGUUUAAGCCCAUAAAGCUUGAUGUGGCCUUCCGCGACUGUGUCAUUGGCCUUAAUCCUCUUGGACAACCUUCGAAGCUGGCUAUCGUACUCGCGGACUCGCAUCUGGAAGCCAUCCCGGGCAAGGACAGCACGCUUGACGCUACAGCAACCUUGAAGAAGGCGUGCAUUCUCCUGGUUGACGAUGUGAAAACCCUGCAAGACAUCCAGAUCAAUGCACGAGGACGCGCCCCCGCCAUGAGCACUCCCCAGGCUCUUGAACUAUGCAGCAAGGGAUUCGUCAGCAUCUGCGAGAUAUCAUCCGCAAAGGCUGUCGUCAAGGUUGGCAAAGAUGACGAUGGUGAAUCUCAUGUCGAGGUGUCUGUCCGCGAUGACCUGCUCGUUCUCGAGACUUGCGCGGAUUCGACGCAGACGCUCAUCUCGUUGGCCAACGCGCUUACACCGCCUACUCCCCCUAGCAAGGAGAUCAAGUACAGGACGUCCGUGUUGCCUGUUGAGGAUCUGUUCGCGUCUAUUACCCAUGAUGCGUUCGGCAGAGCAGAGGGCGAGUAUGACUUUGACAAUGACUUUGCGGGUGCUCAAGGCAUUGAGUACGGGAAUGAAGAUGAUGAUGACUACUAUGGCAUAGGAAGCACGGAGCAUCUCGAAGUUCAGUCAGAAGGGUACGGUGUCGCAGAGGAACUAUUCGAUGCUACGAACAGUUCGAUCCUGGGCGACAUUGAGGUGGAGAAUACGAAUGACGGCAUGCUGGUCAGCACGGCAAACCUUGAUGAGCCUCCGGCCAGCAGCCAGAGUGAGAGUGACUUGGAUAUUCAGGAGAAUUACUUCUCUUCUGAACCAGUCAAGAACACAAGGCUCCGCUGGAACUCGAGGAAGAAUUUGUACGACCAGUCGAGUGAUGCCAAGGUCUCCAAGAGCCCUCUCGUCAUCUGCGUUCGGGAUGUUCAUGUCAUCUGGAAUUUGUAUGAUGGUUACGACUGGGUUCGUACCCGAGAGAUCAUCACCAAGGCGGUCCAAGACGUGGAGGCUAAGGCAUACGAACGCAAGGCUCGAGCUGACCGCCACACGUAUGAGGAUGAAGGGGAUGAAGCAUCAGUCGUUGAUGACUGCUUGUUCAACUCGAUAUAUAUCGCGGUGGGACCCAACGGGGACCCAAGCAACCUCAGACGGGCUAUAAACCAGGAGUUGCAGUACCAGGACACCACAACCGAAACCGAGUCCAUCGCCACCACGGCAUUCACCACCUCGACUGCCCGCGCUUCAGGGCACCGUCAGUCGCGGCCACGGUCAAAGACGCUGAAGCUUAGUCGCAGCAAGAACCACAAAAUCACGUUCGAGCUGAAGGGUGUCAACGUCGACGUGGUGACCUUCCCCCCCGGCAACGAGACCAUCAACACCAUCGAUGUUCGCAUCCACGAUUUGGACGUCUUCGACCACAUCCGGACUUCAACAUGGAAGAAGUUCGCCAUGUACGACAUCGACGCAGGCGAACGGGAGCUUAGUAAGCACAUGGUCCAUCUCGAGGUUCUCAACGUUAAGCCUGUCCCGGAUUUGCCGGCUACGGAGCUCGUGGUUAAGGUUAACAUCCUUCCACUGAGACUCCAUGUCGACCAGGACGCUUUGGACUUUAUCACGAGGUUCUUUGAGUUCAAGGAUGAGACGCAGCCUAUUCAUCAGUCAUCUAGUGAUGUGCCGUUUAUCCAGCGCUGCGAGGUCGGUGAUGUUCCGGUGCGGUUAGAUUUCAAGCCGAAGCGAGUGGAUUAUGCCGGGCUGAGGUCUGGUCACACGACAGAGUUUAUGAACUUUGUUAUCCUCGAGGAUUCCAGGCUGGUGCUGAGACAUGUUAUACUGUACGGCGUCUCCGGGUUCGACAAGCUGGGCAAGAAGCUCAACGACAUCUGGACCGCCGACGUCAAGGCGACUCAGCUCCCUGGCGUUCUAGCCGGCGUGGCGCCCGUCCGCUCGCUCGUUAAUGCCGGCUCGGGCUUCAAGGACCUCAUCGAGAUUCCCAUCCGGGAGUACAAGAAGGACGGUCGAAUCUUCCGCAGCAUAGGUAAAGGAGCUACAGCGUUCGCAAAGACUACUGGCACAGAAGUCGUCAAGCUAGGCGCCAAACUCGCCAUUGGCACUCAAUACGCCCUUCAAGGCGCCGAAGGCAUGCUAGCCAAGAGCCCACCCAACUACAACCACGCCGGGCCAUCCUCGUCCUCCGCCGUCGUACCAGCCGGAGUAGACCACGAAGUCUGGGACGAAGAGGACUUUGGAGACGACCGUCACACACCCAAGGCAAUCAGUCUCUACGCCGACCAACCGUUAGGAAUCAUGCAAGGCAUGCGUGGCGCCUACGCCAGCUUGUCUCGGGAUAUUGCGAUUGCCAGAGACGCGAUAAUCGCGGUGCCCACUGAAGUGAUGGAGAGCUCGAGCGCCCAGGGAGCGGCAAAGGCGGUGCUAAUGCAGGCGCCGACGAUUUUAUUUAGGCCGGCGAUCGGGGUGAGCAAGGCGAUUGGGCAGACGUUGUUGGGUGCGACGAAUGCGUUGGAUCCGAAUCAUCGGAGGAGGAUCGAGGCUGUGAGUUUAUCCUUUCUGUUGUUACCUUGUGAACUGGGGGAUAAAAUGCUAACGAUGAUGUGUGACAACAGAAAUACAAGAAGCACUAAGCGUAAGGAAAGGCAACGAGCCUCGCUUUCAAUGUCGAAAACGAUUAUAGUUGAUAGAUAUGCGGAAUGA
Molecule: messenger RNA, 6282 nt
Organism: Neurospora tetraspora
Lineage: Eukaryota; Fungi; Ascomycota; Sordariomycetes; Sordariales; Sordariaceae
Exons: 2
Coding region: 1-6282 (2093 amino acids)
Biological process (GO): autophagosome assembly; autophagy of mitochondrion; piecemeal microautophagy of the nucleus
Cellular component (GO): phagophore assembly site
Molecular function (GO): phosphatidylinositol-3-phosphate binding
Source: RefSeq, a predicted model, not a curated record